Messenger RNA from Leguminivora glycinivorella, 1425 nucleotides. Its product is annotated as alpha-(1,3)-fucosyltransferase 7-like. Lineage: Eukaryota; Metazoa; Arthropoda; Insecta; Lepidoptera; Tortricidae. Gene Ontology annotation, cellular component: membrane. The coding region runs from base 44 to 1318 and encodes 424 amino acids. Gene Ontology annotation, molecular function: alpha-(1->3)-fucosyltransferase activity. The record is from RefSeq and is a predicted model, not a curated record. The transcript is spliced from 5 exons.
UCAUAAUUCUUCACGGAAGCAAUCCUUAUUGUUGAUUGCAAUUAUGAUUGUAAUAUAUAUAUUACAUGCACGUAGGUGGACGAUUCAACCUCAUACAAUUGUACCUGUAGCUGAUAUAAACUAUAGUUUGGCGGCUAUGGAGGAACAUGAGAGUAUCGUCAAAAACUUUUAUGAAGAUCGAAAGGAUUGGGUGACCACUAAUUUGGGAACUUAUUUAUUUAAACUUGGCUUUCGACUUAAUAAUACUAUUUGGAAACAAAAUUUAAACCGUGUCUAUAAUAUACUUAUAUGGAAGCAUUGGGACUGGCUGGAGCAUAGACACAUUAAUGGAUUUAGUGAACACAACAAUAACACUUUAUACGGAUGUAGUGUAUCCAACUGCCGAUUUUCAUCAGACGAUAAAAUCACAUCUGCAGAUGUCGUAAUGAUACAGUUGCAGAAAGGAGAAUUACCCGAAGUCGAAAGGCGGGAUCCAAGUCAGCUAUGGAUAUUUUGGAUAGACGAAUCACCAGUAAACACUUUUGCUUUGGUAAAAGCACCGCCAAAUUACGAACAUUUGUCUAAUAUUUUUAAUUGGUCUAUGACAUACAGGACAGAUUCUGACGUACCAAUUCCUUAUGGACGAACGCUGCCCCUGUCACAUCCGAAGACUCCCUUUUUAAAAUUGGAAAACCGUAAUAACAAUUUUACAAUUAAGAUAUUAGAGGAACUGGUCCCCUUCUGGAAGGACAAGCAAAGGAAUGUUUUGGCCACUAUUAUGAUUUCCCACUGCGUUCCGCGGAGCAUACGUUUCUUGUUGAAUCUUAAGAAACAUUUGAAUAUCGACAUUUAUGGACGUUGUGCUGACGAAGCUUCACUGCUCAACAGAUGCCCAGGACAUUUUCACGAUGAUUGCAAAUAUAUUUCAAGAUACUUGUUCUACUUGGUAAUAGAAAACUCAAGCUGUCGUCAAUAUAUUACAGAAAAGAGUUUCUACCACGCCUACGGUAAAGGCGCAAUACCGAUCUUCGUCGGUCCGUUUAUAGAAGAUUGCAAUAAACUAUUGCCGCCAAAUUCCUUUCUACAUAUCGAUAAUUUUAAGACACUCGAAGAUUUAGCAGCGGAAAUAACUGCUAUCAGUAGAAACUUUACUAAAUUGCUUCUUUAUCAUACUUGGAGGAAUCAUUUUAAAAUCGUUAAUGAGCACGGAUUUUUCAAGACUAUGUCUAAGCAUCUGUGCAGAAUAUGUGAAGCCUUAAACUAUAAUCAGAGGUUACAAAAAGUUUACAGCCUAGACGAUAUCCGCAGGUUCUUGGAUCCUGGUAUACAGUGCAAUUGAAAAACAUGAGUUUUAUUUUACCUAUUGUUCUCAUAGUCACCACAAUAGUAGGUAUUGAGUUAGAUACUUUCUGUAACUUUUCUUUACAAACUUAUUACUCAUAUUAC